This is a messenger RNA of Annulohypoxylon truncatum, 723 nucleotides long. RefSeq lists its product as uncharacterized. NCBI's taxonomy places the organism in Eukaryota, Fungi, Ascomycota, Sordariomycetes, Xylariales, Hypoxylaceae. Gene Ontology annotation, molecular function: FMN binding. The coding region runs from base 1 to 723 and encodes 240 amino acids. The transcript has a single exon. The record is from RefSeq and is a predicted model, not a curated record.
AUGGGGAGGAAGCGCAAGAGCAGAGAGGAGCAAACCGAAGCCACCCCCGCCUCGUCUUCCAAACAGCCAAAGACAAACGAGGGUGAGGAAGCGUCCUCCCAAUCGCAAAGCAACCAACCGCGUAAUAAUUUCGAGCCGUACCCCGCAUCUAAGGUUUACCGUUUGAUCGAGCCCGGCCCCGUCCUGUUAGUCUCGACGGGGUCGUUGGCCGAUUCUACACACAAUCUCAUGACUAUAGGCUUUCACAUGGUGAUGCAGCACGAGUCGCCACCUCUAAUUGGGAUCAGCCUGGGCCCGUGGGACGCUUCUUUCGCAACACUCAAGAAGCAGCGCGAGUGCGUGUUAGCUGUGCCGUCUGUUGAGAUGGCUGGUGUGGUCGUCGAUAUAGGGAACUGCUCUGCAGAUGACGACGAGGUCGCGGAAGCUGGCGGGAAAUGGCAGCGCUUCGGGCUAGAAGCGCUUCCAGCUGCGAAGGUUAAGGCGCCGCUGGUGGGCGGGGGCGACAUUAUCGCGAAUAUCGAGUGCGUGAUCGAAGAUACAAAGAUGGUUAGCAAGUACUCGAUGUGGGUUUUAAAGCCGGUUAAGGCGUGGAUCAACCCGAACAAAAAGCCCGGCGAGGGUGGGAAGAUGUUCCAUCAUCGCGGUGACGGAACGUUCGUUGUCGACGGGGAAAUUCUGGAUUUGAAGGACAGAAUGGUCAAAUGGCAGGAAUACCAAGACUGA